This is a messenger RNA of Spodoptera exigua (beet armyworm), 1672 nucleotides long. The record is from the annotation of a GenBank genome assembly. NCBI's taxonomy places the organism in Eukaryota, Metazoa, Arthropoda, Insecta, Lepidoptera, Noctuidae.
CAAAAUAUUCGGGUCCGCUGUCAAAACUGUUGUUUAUGUAAUUUCAAAAUAAAAAAAUUCUAAAUUUUUAUUGUAUUGUUGUUUUAAGUUAUAAUUUCCGCUUAGAAGUAGAAACACAUCGUCGUUAUGGGAACAGUUCACGCCAAGGCGCAGCAAGGCGGCGACAGUGUGGGCGAGGUUGGGGGGGGACUGUUUGAGUUCGAGGAGCCGCUGGAGAUGGAAGACGAGCGCGUCGCGAAGCCCACCAUCAAGCUCAAUGGAGUCCGGGCCCGCGUGGACCGCGUGCACGUGGACGGGCUGAACCGUACGAAGGACGACAUCAUCCGCAGCACCGUGGACGACCUGUUCCAUGCCACCGACUUCGAGGACGUCAUACUACGAGCGCACAAGGUGCGGCGCGCGCUGGACGAGAUGGGAUGCUUCCGCGACAUCGGAGUGUUCAUCGACGUGUCCUCGGGGCCUGGAGCCACGCCUGAGGGACUCGAGGUGACGUUCCAGGUCCGCGAGCUGUCCCGCGUGGUGGGCGGCAUCAACACCACCGUCAGCGAGAACGAGGGCAACCUCGUGCUGGGCGUGAAGAUGCCGAACGUGUUGGGUCGCGGCGAGCGGCUGGCGGCGGAGUACAGCAUGGGCUACCGGUCCUCGUCCAACUUCAGCGUGGCGGCCACCAAGCCCUUCCCCCACAAGCCGCUGGUGCCGGUGCUGGCCGCCACCGUCUACCAGCAGAACCACGAGUACCCCUGGUCCGGCUACCGUCUGCUGGACCGCGGCGCGCUGCUGGACCUCGCCUUCAAGACCUCGCCCGCGACGCGGCACAACGUGCAGUGGGAGGGCAUGGUGAGGGACACCGCCGUGCUCAGCAAGACCACCAGCUUCAAGGUGCGGGAGAGCAGUGGUCCGCAGAUGAAGUCCAUCCUGCGCCACAUCGUGUGCGUGGACCACCGCGACGAGCCCAUGUUCCCGACGCGCGGGACCUGGAUGCAGUUCACGAGCGAGCUGGCGGGGCUAGGGGGGGGCGUGGCGCACCUCCGCACGGAGCUGCUGGCGCAGGCCAACCACUCGCUGCGGCCCGAGCUGGUGCUGCAGGCCUCGGCCGCGCUGGGCGUGCUGCACGACGUCUUCGGCACCGAGCUGGCCGACCACUUCUUCCUGGGGGGGCCGACCUCGCUGCGGGGCUUCCGGCAGCGCGGCGUGGGCCCGCACUGCGACGGACAGGCCACGGGGGGCCGCGUGUACUGGGCGGCAGGCCUGCACCUGUACGCGCCGCUGCCCUUCCAGGGCUCCCGCACGGGGCUGGCCUCGCUGUUCCGCUCGCACCUCUUCGCCAACGCGGGCUGCCUCGCGAUGCCGGAGGGCGCGGGGCUGGCGGCGCUGGAGGCGCUCCGCGAGGCGCGAGUGUCGGUGGGGGCGGGGCUGUGCGUGCGACUGGGGCGCGGCGCGCGGCUGGAGCUCAACUACGCGCUGCCGCUGCGCGCCGGGCCCGGGGACGUCCGCGCGCCCGGGUUACAGUUCGGGGUCGGCGCAAACUUCCUAUAGGAGGCACCGUGCGUGUGCCGAGGUGCUGCAGGAGGCGCGCAGUGCGCAUGCGCGUGCAUAUUGUAAAUAGUAGCAACAUCAAUAUCGUAUUAUUUAAUUGUUUGUUCAAAUAAACCUAUUGUUAUAUAAUGUUGAA